AUGAGUGCAGCAAAUGUAGCAACUGUUCCGGGUACUGGUUCUGUGCCGAGCAAUAAGGAAGGUGCGCCAGCGGCGAUUCCAGCACCGAUACGUAAAGGCAUCGUUAAACAACAAUCGGGAGACAAAGACUCACGUGUUUGCAAAACAUUGGCCCGGUUAAUGCCAAAUAUAGGAGGCCCCAAGGACACAGCUAGAGUUCUUUUAGCAUCCGUUUCCAAGUCGGUGAUGCUAUAUGCUGCUCCUGUGUGGACGCAUGCUACAACCAUAAAGUCGUAUUCACGCGUAAUGAAAAGCGCACAUAGAUUGGCAAACCUACGCAUCUGCCGUGCUUACCGUACAGUAUCGGAUGAUGCUGCGGGAGUAUUGGCAGGACGUAUGUCAAUAGACCUUGAAGCGCUCUUGGCCAAAGACAGCUUCUUCCUGCGUUCUCGUCUACGAAUGAAUGAAACUCAGCAAUCUCUGUCACAUACUUAUCUAGAAAUAAAAGACAAAUAUCUUAAUGAAUGGUAA
Messenger RNA from Teleopsis dalmanni, 510 nucleotides. RefSeq lists its product as uncharacterized. The transcript has 2 exons. NCBI's taxonomy places the organism in Eukaryota, Metazoa, Arthropoda, Insecta, Diptera, Diopsidae. The coding region runs from base 1 to 510 and encodes 169 amino acids. The record is from RefSeq and is a predicted model, not a curated record.